Molecule: messenger RNA, 4564 nt
Organism: Conger conger (European conger)
Lineage: Eukaryota; Metazoa; Chordata; Actinopteri; Anguilliformes; Congridae
Gene: slc26a10
Product: solute carrier family 26 member 10
Exons: 18
Coding region: 50-2107 (685 amino acids)
Biological process (GO): transmembrane transport
Cellular component (GO): membrane
Molecular function (GO): chloride transmembrane transporter activity; sulfate transmembrane transporter activity; bicarbonate transmembrane transporter activity
Source: RefSeq, a predicted model, not a curated record
UAGCAGUUUAGUUGACGAAUUGCACUUUUUGACAUAUUCACCUGACAAGAUGAGCGCUUCAGUUGCCGUGUACAGGAAUAUUUACACCGAGGAUCGCUUCAAGCAGUCAUACGGUACCGAGGACAAGGCUGGUGAGGGCGAGCGGCUCAGAGACAAGCUGGUCAAACGGUGCAGGUGUUCCCAGCCUGCAUUCCUUCACCUGUUGAAAGAGCGAGUGCCCAUUUUCAACUGGCUACCGAAGUACAGGUUUAAGAAAUGGAUAUUAGGAGACAUGGUAGCGGGUGUUACUGUCGGUAUACUUCACAUACCUCAAGGGAUGGCGUUUGCCCUGCUGACGUCAGUGGCUCCCAUCUACGGCCUGUACACCUCCUUCUUCCCCGUGGUUCUCUACAUGCUCUUUGGCACCGGUCGCCAUGUCUCCACAGGUACCUUUGCCGUGGUCAGUCUCAUGACAGGCUCAGUGGUGGAGCAGCUGGUUCCGGUGGGGCUGAACUCCAGCAGUGCUGAGGCCGCAGAAGCGGAGGCUCAGAGGAUCGGAGUGGCCUCGGCCGUGGCCUUCCUCUCAGGGAUAAUGAUGAUCGGCAUGUUUACGCUGCAGCUGGGGUUCCUGUCCACCUACCUGUCGGAGCCCAUCGUCAAAGCCUUCACCAGCGCUGCCGCCUUCCACGUCACCGUGUCGCAGCUGCAGAGCAUGCUGGGACUGCGGCUGCCUCGCUACACUGGCCCCUUCUCCCUCUUCAAGACCCUGGGCUCAGUUCUGGAGAAUCUGCCCCACACAAACCUGGCUGAAUUCCUGAUCUCGCUCAUCUGUCUGUCCAUCCUGGUGCCAGUCAAAGAGGUCAACACACGCUUUCGCCAGCGCCUACGUACUCCCAUUCCCGUGGAGAUUCUCACUGUCAUCAUCGCCACGGGCGUGGCCUAUGGCUCGUCCCUGGACUCCAGAUACGAUGUUCAGAUCGUGGGGCACAUUCCAGCCGGCUUCCCUCGGCCCAGACUACCAGCCCUGCAGACUCUGCCUGAAGUGGCUGGGGACACAGUGGCCAUCACCUUCGUGGGCUACGCCGUGUCCGUCUCUCUGGCCAUGAUUUACGCCGACAAGCACAGCUAUUCCAUACAGCCCAACCAGGAGCUGCUGGCCCAUGGGAUUUCCAACACCGUGUCGUCCCUGUUCACCUGUUUCCCCAGCUCAGCCACCCUGGCCACUACCAACAUCUUAGAGAGCGCGGGGGGGUUCACUCAGCUCUCAGGCUUUUUCACCAGUCUGGUAGUUCUGGUCGUGCUCCUGCUGAUUGGACCUCUUUUCCACUUCCUUCCCAAGGCAGUUCUGGCCUGUAUAAAUGUCACCAGUCUGAGGCAGAUGUUCAUGCAGUUCCAGGACCUGCCAGACCUGUGGAGGAUCAGCAAGAUGGACUUUUUGGUGUGGCUGGUCACCUGGCUGUCUGUAGUUGUCCUGAAUGUUGACCUGGGUCUGGCUAUCGGUGUGGUCUUCUCCAUGAUGACAGUCAUCUGUCGCACCCAGAGGGCAGACUGCUCAGUGCUGGGGAGGGCAUCCAACACCGAGAUCUACAGACCUAUUGAGCAGCACAGCAAGUGUUAUGAGAUCCCAGGUGUGAAGAUCCUGACCUACAAUGGGCCCAUUUACUACGGAAACCGCAGCUUCUUCAGAGAGGCUGUGACUCGGCUGCUGGACCUCACCCCCGAGAGGAUCCGCAGGUCAGAGAAAAUACAGGAGAGGAGAGACAGGGAGGCCAUCGCUACUGUGGAAGCUGGAGUGGCCAACACAUCAUUUUCAUCAGAAAAUGAAUUUAUUAAAUCAGAAAGCAGCAGCAGUGAUAUCCAGGCAGUGCUAAUCGAUUGCAGCAGCGUGAUUUUUGUGGAUGUGGCCGGAGCCAGGUUAUUUAUUCAGGUGUGUACGGAGUGUCAGAAAGUAGGAGUUCAAAUAUACCUGUCAAACUGCAAUGAGAGCGUGCUGAGGAUUCUGACCUCCAGCGGUCUAAUGGACCACAUGAGCCCGCAGCACAUCUUUGUCACUGUCCACGACGCCGUGGUUUACAUUCAGCAGCAGAAGGAGAAGCCCACAGAGAACACAAGCACAGUGUGGGUGUGAGGUGUGGACAGCAACCCCCAGGAGGGGGAGGCGCAGCCUGCAGGAGGAGGAGAGAGGAGGUGGUGUCCUAACAGUGACAGCGAGCUCUGCCUCGGCCUGUGUGCGUGUGUAUGUGUGUGUGUGAGUGUGUGUGCGCGUGUGUAUUUGUGUGUGCAUGUGUGUGAGUGUGUGUGUGUGUGUGCGCGUGUGUAUGUGUGUAUGUGUGUGUUCAUGUGUGUGUGUGUGUGUGUGUGUGUGCGUGUGUAUGUGUGUGUGUGUGUAUGUGCAUGUGUGUGUGCAUGUGUGUGGGUGAGUGCUCUGUUCAUAUCAUCCUUGGUGCUCAGUGAGGUGGGCUCCAGUCUUGCAUUUCCAGAUUGGGAACGGUUGAAGUGUCCACUUCCACGAGACCAGUGAAGGACCAGAAGCGCCUCUUCAUAACCACAAGAGCCAAACGCCAUGCAGCCUGGGUCAAUUUGUAUUUGUUAUUCCCGAUCCAUUACCCUAUGCAGCCCAUGCAGUGUGCCAUUCACCUUUCUAUAGAAUCCCAGUAACAUGAGUAAAAUGAAUGGGAAUAGUGAUGGCAGGGAGAAAUUGUGAAAAAUAGUAGCUUUAGCAUACUUUAUAUAUGUCAAUUUUGUAAAAUUAUACUUAAAGUGUGCUGAAAUGCAGCGUAUAAUGUUUUUCCGCAUAAUAUUCUUUCACAUGGGUGAGGUUCCAUUGGUUUAGCAUUGAGCUCCAGUUCAUUGACUUGUUUUCUCUUCGUUUCAAAUCAGUGAGUCACGGCUAGCGUUUGCAGCAGUCUGCUAUUCUCCAUUUAGGACUUGGAGACGUUGCACAUGGACCAGGCCGUGUCCUGACUUCACCUUUAUGAGAAAGUAAUACACUGUUGAAUAUUGAGUGAAGUGCAGUGCCCUGCAAACGUAUGGGAAGAAAAAUGCUAAAUGUUAUUUUUACUAUAGACUUUGGAUGUAAAAUUAAAAGUUAAAAGUAUAGACAAUCAGCUUUUAUUUCAUGGUAUGUGCAUGUGUUUACCGUUUUACAGAAACAUAUGUUUUUGUUUUGAGUCCCCAUAAGUAUAUAGCUAAAAACAAAUUUCACUGUACCAUUCCCAUACUUUUUGAGGGCACUGUACAUAUGGGAUGGAUUGUAUUGUACUACAUUUAUUUAACAUACAAUUGUGUCAUAUACAGUGGCUUCAGAUAGUAUUCAGACACCUUCACUUUUUGCACACUUUAUUGUGUUGUAGAUUUAACUUUAAAUGGAUAAACUUGGCAUUGUUGCCCAUCAAUCUACACUUAAUAACCCAUAAUGGCAAAGGGAAAACAUUAUUACAACUUUAUAAAAACUCUAAAACUGAAAUAUAUCAUUGAGUGUAGUUUUAUUAGGGUUAUUGAGUGUAGAUUAAUGGGCAAAUUAAUUAAAUCUACAACACAAUAAAGUGUGCAAAAAGUGAAGGAGUCUGAAUACUUUCUGCAGUCACGGUAUGUACUGUUUAUUUGUAUAAAAAAAAGUGCAAUUUUACAAUGUGUUCUUCAGAAUUGAAUACAAUGACAGUACAAAGAAACGUUCAUAUUUUGUACAUGCUUUGUGUUCUGUCAUACAUGCAUUUUAAGUUUCUGUAGAUUUUUAUGCUAUAAGUUCUGAUAUCUAUUUCAAAUAAGCAUUCCUUUGAUGUUGUAAUUAUUACAUGUACGAUGACAUGCUGUGGAGUAGACUCUCCUAAUGAGCAUUUCUCUCUCUCACACUCACACACACGCUCUCAUACACAUGCAUAUACACACACACACACACACGCAUACACUUCCUUCAUCAAGUGCACAAAUAUAGACACGCACAAAAUCUCCUAAUAAGGCUGUAUUUGUUUAGCACAUCUGACCCUUGGGCCCCACACUUCCCUGCUGAAAAAAGCUAGGUUUUGAAACAGCUGGUAGCUGGUUGACAGCUUCAUAUUCAACAUGGUUCUACCAGCUGAAGCUAUGUUUUGAAACAACUGGUAGCUAGUAUUUCAAGCUGGUCAUAGCUGGAUUUUACACCGAUCCAUCUAGGAGCGGGUUUUCAUUGGCUGUGUCCUAACCAUAUCCACGGUGAGGUGAAAGGCCAAACGAACUACACGAGAUCAGCGCUCCUUCCUCUUUAAAUAUGGCCCAGAGUGAAUAGUUCCCUGUUAUAGUGCUGCAGUGUAGUAGUGUGUGUAGAGUUGGUUAUCUUAGCGCUUCUAAAUUAUUUUCUUUUGUUUCAUUUUGAUGUCUUUUUUACGUGGCUGGAAGAGUGGCACGCAUUUUCCGUCUUUUAACUGACUUUAAUCAUGAUGGGGGAAAGUAUGAUGAUUUAAGAGUUUAAGAUGACUUAAAAUUGCACUGAACAUUAGCAGCAAGGCUACUGUAUAUCGAGACUCUUGACUCGCACCGUAUGCUGUCUGACUUUUUUUUUUAUCAUUUUGAAAUAAAAAUACCUUUUCAGUACCCUUGUGGUUGAUAA